Beta vulgaris subsp. vulgaris (sugar beet) is the source of this 2078-nucleotide messenger RNA. RefSeq names its product exosome complex component RRP45A. The transcript has 9 exons. Gene Ontology annotation, biological process: U4 snRNA 3'-end processing; TRAMP-dependent tRNA surveillance pathway; exonucleolytic trimming to generate mature 3'-end of 5.8S rRNA from tricistronic rRNA transcript (SSU-rRNA, 5.8S rRNA, LSU-rRNA). The coding region runs from base 496 to 1881 and encodes 461 amino acids. Gene Ontology annotation, cellular component: nuclear exosome (RNase complex); cytoplasmic exosome (RNase complex). Lineage: Eukaryota; Viridiplantae; Streptophyta; Magnoliopsida; Caryophyllales; Amaranthaceae. The record is from RefSeq and is a predicted model, not a curated record.
UUGUUCCUUAGAUGAUCUACUUGUUUUGUUGCGGAUUUUGGUGUGGAAUUGCGAUUUUUAAGCUCUACUUGAUGUGAUUAUUCAUGCGAUUGGUCAUUGGUUUUAUGCGGUUGUUAUUGUUUGUUUCUUGAAUUCAACUUAUUUGUUUCUUUAUCUCACAUAUGUUAUUUCAUGUUUUUAGGGAUAAUUUACAUGUUUUAGACUUAUGAUUCGAAUUUCUGGCAUAACUUGUUAAUUCAUCUUUGUUUCUUGGAACUAAAUGAUCAGAAAAUUUAUGUUACAAUUUGUAGAUACGCAUAUUUAUUUGUGUUCACUUGUUCUUGUUUAAUUUCAUCAGAUCAAUUUUUCAAGUGUUGUGGCUGGAAAUGAGGGAUGAUUGAAUGACCUGUCAUCCCCGGGCCCAGGGCGGCCGCCCUUCCUGCCCUGGCUCAGGGACGGGCCUGAUUACUGUAACUUAUGCACAUUAACAUUUUAUGAUGGGUUAAUACAGCUUGAAUGAUGGAGCAGAGGCUAGCUAAUACUUGGCACAUAUCUGUAAAUGAGAAGAAGUUCAUAGAGACUGCAUUGCUUUCAGAUCUUAGAGCUGAUGGACGGCGCCCAUUUGACUUCCGUGAAUUAACAAUUAAAUUUGGUAGAGAAGACGGAUCAUCUGAGGUACAGCUUGGCCAGACGCAUGUCAUGAGCUUUGUCACUGCUCAGCUAGUUCAACCUUAUAGAGACAGGCCCAACGAAGGAUCACUUGCUAUUUUCAUAGAGCUGUCACCCAUGGCUGAUCCAUCAUUUGAGGCCGGUCGACCGGGGGAGGUAGCUGUUGAAUUGGGACGCAUGAUAGACCGUGGUCUGAGGGAGAGCAGGGCAGUUGAUACAGAAUCACUUUGUGUCCUGACUGGCAAGUUAGUUUGGUCUGUCCGUGUUGAUCUUCACAUUAUUGAUAAUGGAGGAAAUCUUCUUGAUGCUGCAAAUAUUGCUGCUCUGGCAGCUCUUAUGACAUUUCGACGGCCUGAAUGUACACUUGGAGGAGGAGAAGACAGGCAGAAAGUAGUGGUACAUCCGCCGGAGGUGCACGAACCACUUGCAUUGAUAGUUCACCAUCUUCCUAUAGCAGUGACAUUUGCGUUUAUUACUGAAGACAACAUAUUGGUAAUAGAUCCAACCUAUUAUGAAGAGGCCAUAAUGAAGGGAAGAAUGACUGUUACAGUUAAUGCAAAUGAAGAUGUCUGUGCUAUUCAAAAGGCUGGAGAUGUUGGUAUCCCUCCGGGUGUAGUUAUGCAGUGUUUGCGAAUUGCUUCCGUGAAGGCUGCUGAUAUAACAAACAAGAUUGAAAACGCUGUCAAAUUGUGCAACACUGAUAGAGAACGUCACAGUGUCAAGCGCAUAUCUUCUGUUGCGGGAUUGAGUAUAAAUCCACCAAAUUCAAGUGCGGGGGAUAAAAAAAGUCAUUCUAAUUGUGAAAGAACAGCAGCAUGGCAGCAGACGAGGAAGUCACCAUCUCAAGAACGUCGUUUUAGUGAAAGCAAUGAUAUGAAAACUGAAGAACCUUCAUAUAAUGGGAAGGCGAAUUCAAGUCAUAAUGAAGCUCGAAAGUUCAUGAAGGGUCCUUCAUGUUGGGAUCCAUUCUCCAAAGGCGUGGAUGCAAAACAUCUGAAAGCUUCUCUUGUCUCUUGUGGUGAAUCAGUGGCAAGGAAGGAGAAAAAACAAAUUGUUGAAGGCCAUCUAUUGGACUUGGAGGUGAAUUCUGCAGAGAGAGCCGAAAAAAGGAACCUUUUAGCACCAUCUGAUCAUGAUGUGGAAUUACAUUCUCGUGAGAUUAAGACCCUUAAGGAUGCUGUGAAACCCAAGAACAAGAGGAAAAUUCAUCUUUCUGUUUCAGACACAAGUUGAUGAACAUCUUAGCAGGACAAAUCUUCCGCGCGUGAUGCCUUUUUUUUCCUUUCUUCUGCCGUCUAUAUUGAUUAUGAAUUCUAUGUCGAGUCGGCAGGUAUACAGGAUAUGGUGCAUUUUAGCUUGUCCUUUUCUGAUGCUGAUGGCGAAUGUAAAAACAUUACUUCAUUUUCUAAACAAUCUUACAAAGUUAAACA